AGGUGCAAGUAGAGGACGACCAGCUGCAACGGCUCCAGUGUCGGACAUUGAGCUCCUACAUCACAGCCGGGCGUUCGGAAGAAGAGGCGGAAGAGGAAGAAGAUUCAGUCCACUGUAUUUACCUUAUAUUUAUUAAACGAUUUGGUAAAUUCUAAAUCAUCAACCAUGAAGUUACUGUGGGCUCUCAGUGCCCUUCUGUUGAGCUGUUGGAGAGCAAAUGCGUCCACAGCCCCAAACAUCAUUGCCGAACCUGCAGAGGUCAGCAACCAGACCUCCGCAGUCCUCAGCUGCAACUUGACAGAGUCCAACCUUCCUAUCAAGGGAUCCCAUUGGACACAUAAUGGCAAAGUCAUUGAAGAGUCCAAGUCUGCUGAUUCCAGUUCAUUCAUGGAAUUCCAUUUGGACAAGAUCACCUACAGUUCAGGUGGAAAGUAUGAAUGUGUGUUCCUGACCGAACCGGAGGUGAAGCAGACAAUUGAAGUCAAAACACUUCCCCAUGUUUAUACCUACAAGCACUCUGAGCAUGGCAAUGAGAAGGACAAAGGUGUGAUGGCCUGUAUGAGCCAUGGCUAUCCACUGCCCACUACCUGGAUGUGGUACAAAGAGGUGGAUGGUGUCAACAUGGCAAUCAGCAACGGCACUGGUGACAAAUUCGAAAUCAAGAGCACCCCUAAUAAGACCACACUGACCGUGAAUGAUCUGAGCAUCCAGAAUGACAUUGGAGAUUACAUAUGCACUGGAACCAACGAAGUUGGCAGUCACAGUGACAGGAUCCACCUGCGCGUGCGCAGUCGCCUGGCUGCUCUGUGGCCCUUUCUUGGCAUUGUGACUGAGGUCAUCAUCCUGGUGACCAUCAUCUUCAUCUAUGAGAAGAGGAGAAAGCCUGAUGAGGUUAAUGACGAUGACGACUCAGGAUCUGCUCCUCUGAAGAGCAAUUCUACUGCAAACCACAAAGACAAGAACGUGAGGCAAAGGAAUUCUAACUAGAAGCUGAAAAGAUGGAAAGAUUUCAGUCCAAGAUUCAGCUGUUGUGUGGCACAUUAUUACUGUGCACCCUGCAAAUUUAAGUACCUUUUUGUGCUUGGGUGUUAAUGUUUUAAGGAACUGACUUGAUUUCCUCUUGUUUUGUUUUCUUCUAUAUUCUUCUCCACAUUGUGCAGCCAGAGAACAUGGUGUGAAAUAAUUUCUGCUUGAGGCCCUGGGGCAAAUAUUGCAUGAGUUUAAAUGCUGUUCUAGCAAAAGUGUGUGUUCGUUGUAAAAUCAUUAGAAUGUUCAUUUGAGGAAUGCAUAGUCCGUGGUUAUUUUCUGUUAAUGCUGAUGCUUCCCACACUAACCUCAUAUUCUCCAAUUUGGAAUGGUGACUUACAAAGCAGCACACAUUCUGUUUAGAGGAUCUGAAGCCUUUUUUUUUGAUCCUGGUAAAUCACUGCCAUUCUUAUAGCAACAACUGGAGUGCGUUUGAAUUCACGUGUUUGAUCUGUCCCUACACCACCACAAACCUCCUUUAGCAGAGUUUUAAACUUUGCCUUAAGCACCAUUUCUUUUUUUUUUGUCUUUUUUGCAGUUUGUCACCUGUUACAAGAUUUAAAUAUGACACUUAAAAUUAAAUGCAGAAAUGACUAAGAUUUAGUGUUUGCUAGGUUUUGUUGCCAUAAGAAAUUACAGUUUUUAGUAGGAAAGCUUUUGCCCUUUAAAUCAUGCUUUGAUUUCAUUUUAAUAUUCACAUAUUUUAAAUUUAAGUUUUUUUUGUUGCCGAUGUCACAUCCACAGUAAAAUUCUACAAAGGACCAAGUGCAAGAGAUGUAACAUCUGUCUUUUCUGAAUGCAACAUAAAUAUUACACAGUGACAGAUAAACAUUUAAUGAGAUGUUUUUUUUCUAUUUCACUUCAUGUGAUCUGAGAAGAAAAACAUUUUCUGUGCGAUUGUAGGGCCGUUGUUUGUACUCCCUUCGCGGUGUAGAUGAUUCAGAAGCCAUAUGUUCAGAGUAGUGUUGUGAUUGGAUGUUACCAUUUCAGAGUUACACAAAUAAAAAAAAAAGACCUAGCCAGAAUUGUGUAAAUUGCUGUACCUUCCAAGUACAUUGAAUACCAUCUGUUGUACAAGUUGCACAAACUGAAUAAAGGUGUUCGAUUUUA
Molecule: messenger RNA, 2136 nt
Organism: Toxotes jaculatrix (banded archerfish)
Lineage: Eukaryota; Metazoa; Chordata; Actinopteri; Toxotidae
Gene: bsg
Product: basigin
Exons: 8
Coding region: 166-987 (273 amino acids)
Source: RefSeq, a predicted model, not a curated record